Messenger RNA from Drepanopeziza brunnea f. sp. 'multigermtubi' MB_m1, 267 nucleotides. Lineage: Eukaryota; Fungi; Ascomycota; Leotiomycetes; Helotiales; Drepanopezizaceae. The record is from RefSeq and is a predicted model, not a curated record.
AUGUCCAUAUUUGCCAAAUUUGCGAAAAUCGGAUCGGGCGACUGGUUGGUCUGGGUCAUCACACCCUUUGGCCGUCGGAGACGGAGAGUUGAACGCAUUUCUCACGGCUUACGUCGAGCAUUCAACACAUAUUGCUUCUUUGGCCGAGGCAUUCUCGCUUCAUUUCCUCAAGAGCCUAUUCCAGCAGAUGUCGGCCGACUUCGCCCAGUCCAAUUCUCUGAGUAUGACUCUCUGCAGAUUUCAUCUUCCAAUCCUGAAAUAGCAUGA